AUAUUCUGGGAGUUAACAUUCUAAAUUUCCUUUCAGUUGUAGCAGUUGAUCGGUAACCACAAAAAAAUUAAACAAAAAUUCAAAAAUUAUGACCAUCAGCAACUGGUACAAGUGGAUCGAUGUGGACUUCAACAGCACUCCACGUAGGCUAAGCAAAAAGCCAGAGACUAUUCCUCGCUGCGAUCAGUUGGACGGCAAAAUAAGGGCCAUCCUACUGGAGCAGAGCGCCAAUAUGCUGAGGUUUAGUCGCAAACAAGCCGGCGUGGACAGCCAAAAGCGAAAGCCGAAAAAACCUAAGCUCGGGAAACUGACGCCCAGUGUCUACGAAUUUCAGAAAAUUUACGAAAAUCGCAGGAAGGACCUCUGCGAGCGGUGGGACAGGGCCACACGAACCGAGAACCAGUUUCACAGCACUCCAAUGCCCAAUUUUAACCGCUUACACAAGCGCCUGGAGAAGAUGAGAAGUAGCUUGGGAUCUGGUCAAGUCCUGACCAAACCACGCACGCCCCAUACUCUGGUCAUGUCCAUGCAGGCUGAGUUGAGGCGUAAGCGUGAAAUAAAGGAACUAAAGAAGAAGACGAAACCUAAGUUCGUUCCAAAAAUCAAUCGGUAUCCGUUGCCCAAAUUGUACCGACAGCCCUUUAUUCCCCGCAUCGAGUCGUCCACUAUCCAGGUCAAGCCCUUCAAUUUACGCAGCGAGGAGCGGGGCAAACGUCGGAAACAGUUCGAUCAGCAAAUCAAUCGGAAGAUGACAGAGCGCAGUCAAAAAGAGGCCAUGGAAUGGGUCAAACGAGAAGAGGAAGAGUACUUGAAGCAGCGCCUGAAGACAGUAUUCAAGGCUACGCCUAAUCCCUGGAAACGCACAAAGGCAAUCACUGAUGCAAUCAGCCAUCAGUGAUGGAUCUUUGGGUAUUAGUUUACUGGUUUCCCAUUCUUUCCACUUUUAUCAGUUGAUUUUGGCUAUAACAAACAGACAUACCUGUACAAUA
Molecule: messenger RNA, 989 nt
Organism: Drosophila pseudoobscura
Lineage: Eukaryota; Metazoa; Arthropoda; Insecta; Diptera; Drosophilidae
Exons: 1
Coding region: 89-898 (269 amino acids)
Source: RefSeq, a predicted model, not a curated record